This is a messenger RNA of Arabidopsis arenosa, 508 nucleotides long. The record is from the annotation of a GenBank genome assembly. Lineage: Eukaryota; Viridiplantae; Streptophyta; Magnoliopsida; Brassicales; Brassicaceae.
GUCCACUCGCAUGGAACUUAAACACAGAGGCGUUAUCAGAAAUAGCCGGAGAUUCCGUUGAUUUCUCCUACUCCAGCAAUCCCACGAAUUCAUCUUCAUCCCACUAAUCGAAAGAGAUCGACGAAGGUUUCACGGUCUGAGUUGUUAUAUCCAGAUAUGCUUGCCGCCGAUGAUAAUGCCGUUAAGCUUGAUGAGAAGAUGAGGAGAUUGAAAAAGAUGGAGGAAGCUGCUGCGCCGAGAUGCAAGCGAAAGUCGCAAAAGAAAUGGGAGCUAUUGAAGGUUUGUGGCUCUUUCGUUUAUUUGCUUCUGUGGGAUGGAAACGGUUAUCAUGAUGGUGUUGAAUUCUUGACUCUUCACUUUGUUUCAGGUCGGACCCUCUUGAUCUUCUCCAUCAACCUUCAGGCAACUAAUUGCAGAAACUUGGGCAUAGUCUCUGUCUUUUUGCUCGCUCUUGGUGAUUUCAACUUAUCACACAAAGGUUAGGAUUUAAUAAAGGUUCAUACUUCAA